AUGCAUGAUCUGCAGACAUUGCUCGACGACACGGACCUCACAAAUGUGACGCAGACGCAUUCCGACAUAUGGGACCUCGAGCUACUGAGGACUAUCUUCCGUAAGGCAAUCAGGAAACUCGGCCAACGACAGCUGACAUGCUUCAUUGACGCUCUUGACGAGUGUCGUGAGAUUGAGGUCUGGGAGAUGCUCAAGUUCUUUGAAGAUCUGGGACACCGACAUUAUCCCUACGUCGAUAUUCGCCAUGGCCAAAAGCUUAUUUUGGAAGACCAGAUUGGACAUGGGAAAGACAUGGCCGAUUACGUGCGCAGUGAGCUCCAGGCUGGCUCAGGGCCAAAAAGUGAUCAGGUCAUAGCUGAGGUUCUUCGAAAAGCUUCUGGCGUCUUUAUGUGGGUCGUGUUAGUUGUCGACAUCCUCAAUACGGAGUACCGUAAAGGCCGCCUUUUCGCGGUGGAAAAACGACUGGGUGAUAUACCUUCGGAGCUUAGCAAGCUGUUCCAAGAUAUUCUGACCAGAGACCAACAGAACAUGGAUGACUUACUGCUCUGCAUCCAGUGGUUGCUGUAUAGUCAAAGACCGCUCACGCGGGAGGAGUACUACUUCGCUUUAGCGUCUGGUCUGGAGCCCGACACUCUGGGAGAAUGGGAUCCUAAUGACAUUACCUAUGAGUUUAUGGACCGCUUAAUUGUCAGUUCAUCCAAGGGGCUUGCCGAGACAACGAGGUCAGAUGAUAAGACGGUCCAAUUCAUCCACGAAUCAGUGCGGGAUUUCCUUCUCAAGGACAAUGGUCUGCGCGAGCUUUGGCCGGAGAUGGGUGACGACUUCGAAGGUCAAAGCCAUGACAGGUUGAAGAACUGCUGUUAUGUAUACUCGACGGAGGUCAACAUAUCGGCCUAUCUACCCGAGAACGAGUUUCUGUUGAAGACGUCCAAGACAGGUGCUGCAGAGUUCAGAGAUACUGUAGCGGAGCGGUUUCCGUUUCUGGAGUACGCAACAUGCCAUAUUAUCUUUCAUGCCGACGCCGCGGCGAUACAUGCGAUUCCACAAGACGACUUCUUUAAGGGUUUCGUAGUGGACCACUGGAUACAAAGGAACAAUUUGUUUGAGAAAGCACAAGCCUACCUCUACAAGCCUUUUGUACAUUGCCGCGGCGAAAGGACUUACUAG
Messenger RNA from Colletotrichum spaethianum, 1167 nucleotides. RefSeq lists its product as uncharacterized. Bases 1 to 1167 code for a protein of 388 amino acids. The record is from RefSeq and is a predicted model, not a curated record. The transcript is spliced from 3 exons. Lineage: Eukaryota; Fungi; Ascomycota; Sordariomycetes; Glomerellales; Glomerellaceae.